Mesorhabditis spiculigera is the source of this 1272-nucleotide messenger RNA. NCBI's taxonomy places the organism in Eukaryota, Metazoa, Nematoda, Chromadorea, Rhabditida, Rhabditidae. The record is from the annotation of a GenBank genome assembly.
AUGAUAUUGGGCCUACCGCACGGCAUUUCCCGAGUAUUAUUGUUGUUUUUGUUAUUUAUUGCAACAGCCCGGGCCAGCGAUGCUGAAACGAAGCUUUUUGCCGAUUUGUUGACAGGCCUGAACCCCUUGGAAAGACCCGUCGAAAAUGCCUCCGAUCCCCUUGUUGUCAAGAUGAAGAUUUUUCUACAGCAAAUCCUCGACGUCGACGAGAAAAACCAGCUUGUCUCAGUGAAUGCGUGGCUCAGAUUUACAUGGACGGACUACAAGCUGAAAUGGAAUCCCAGGGAUUAUAACGGAAUACCGGACGUCAGAUUCCCCGGAACGACAGAUCAUAUCUGGAAACCGGAUGUGCUGCUCUAUAACAGCGCCGCCGAGGACUUUGACUCGACAUUUAAAAGCAAUCUGCUCGUCUACAACACCGGUGAUGUCACCUGGAUACCGCCGGGUGUUCUCAAAUUUGUCUGUGCUAUCGAUGUGACCUGGUUCCCGUUCGACGAACAACUUUGUGAAUUGAAGUUUGGUUCCUGGACCUUCCACGGCCAUGCCAUUGAUCUGCAAAUUGAUAGCUCGGAUGAGACGGAUAAUACAACAAAUCAUCAAAUGGAUCUGUCGACAUAUGUUGUCAACGGCUUUAACCUCAUCAUCCCAUCGCUUUUGAUCACGCUGAUGACGGUGCUCGGCUUUACGCUACCACCGGAUGCUGGGGAAAAGAUCAACUUGGAAAUGACUGUACUACUCGCAAUCGUCUUUUUCCUAUCGAUGGUCUCCGAGAUGACACCACCCACUUCUGAAGCUGUUCCGUUGAUAGGCGUCUUCUUCUCCUGCUGCAUGCUCGUCAUCUCGGCCUCCGUCGUGUUCACCGUCGUGAUCCUGAAUCUCCAUUUCCGGGGCCCAGAUACCCACGUACGCUCUGUCCUGCUGGAAUGGCUGCCGUGGAUUCUGAUGAUGUCCCGGCCAGGCCACACAUUCCGAAAAGGAUGUGCGCUGAAAGAUGGCGAGCCAAAGCUCAAGGAGCCGAGCUUGCCAAUAAACCGAAGCGAUCUCCCGGCUCACCAACCGGUCUACGAAGCUCAAUUGUUAUUGUUACAUUCGUGUUAUUCGGAGUUGAAACAGAUAACGGCCAAGCUGGAGAAGGAGGCGUGGGAGGAGCGCGUGCAAAACGACUGGCGAUUCGCGGCGAUGGCCGUCGAUCGGGCGUGCCUGGUCAUGUUCUCACUCUUCAUCGUCAUCUCCACAUUGGCCAUCAUGCUCUCCGCCCCGCAUCUCAUCGCA